This is a messenger RNA of Sorex fumeus (smoky shrew), 5228 nucleotides long. RefSeq names its product centrosomal protein 152 (gene CEP152). The record is from RefSeq and is a predicted model, not a curated record. Gene Ontology annotation, cellular component: centrosome. The coding region runs from base 102 to 5228 and encodes 1708 amino acids. Gene Ontology annotation, biological process: centriole replication. The transcript has 27 exons. NCBI's taxonomy places the organism in Eukaryota, Metazoa, Chordata, Mammalia, Eulipotyphla, Soricidae.
UUCAGAAUUAGAGACUAGUUUAAAGGGGUUUGCUCGAAGUUGGUCUCCGGCCCGGGCUGUAAUUUCCGGGCGGUGACAGCACCGGUGGCCUCAGGUAAGCCAUGUCAUUGGACUUUGGCAGUGUAGCACUGCAGACACAAAAUGAAGAUGAAGAAGAAUAUGACAAAGAAGACUAUGAAAGGGAGAAAGAGUUGCAGCAGCUGCUCACAGACCUUCCUCAUGAUAUGCUGGAUGAUGAUCUGUCUUCCCCCGAGCUCCACUAUUCCGACUGCAGUGAGGAUGACGCAGAGGGAGAAUCACAUCAUUCAGAAGAAUUGAAGGUGACCUGGAAUGAGCACCAAAUGCUGCCUAAAUCUCAAAGUGUCAAGGAACAGAGUGAGAUUCAGGAUUUAUAUGUUCGAGAUGAAAGUGGCAAUGUAUGGGAAGACAGACAAAGUAAAACCAUUGACCUACAUCCUGGAGAAUGUGGAGAUGAAGGCAGAAGUGGUUACAGUCCUCCCAGUAAAUAUGAUCAGACUGACUUAUAUCACCUUCCUGAAAACUUUAGGCCAUAUUCCAAUGGUCAGAAGCAGGAAUUUAAUGGGCAACAAAAGAAUGUAGUAAAAUUUUCAGACCCUCAGAGGAAUCAUUUUCAGCUCUUUGGGACAUCACAUGGUCCUGGUCAUCCAACUCUGGAACCAUAUAGAGUGACAUAUAAACCUUACCCAUCUUCUGUACAGAAUAAUGGCUCUCCAGCCCAGGAAAUAGCAGGAGGUGACAUGUUUGAAGACCUGCAACAACAAUUUUUAGGAACUAAUGAAAAUGCUGCAGAGAAUAUGCAAGUAAUUCAACUUCAGGUUCUUAACAAAGCAAAAGAUAGACAACUGGAUAAUUUAGUUGAAAAAUUGAGUGAAAGUGAACGUCAAAUAAGAUAUCUAAAUCACCAGCUACUGAUGAUCAAAGAUGAAAAGGAUGGUUUGACUCUCAGCCUUUGUGAAUCCCAGAAACUCCUUGAGAAUGGAAAGGAGAGAGAGAUACAGCUUGAAGGACAAAUAAAAGCUCUGGAGACUCAAAUACAAGCAUUAAAAGCCAAUGAAGAACAGAUAAUUAAGAAGUCCAGAACAACUGAAGUGGCGCUGGAAAGUAUGAAGCAGCAGCUGCUGGAGCUCCAUCAUUCUGAGUCACUUCAGCGGGCCAGAGAGCAGCACGAGAACAUCGUAAAGGGACUCACAAAGAAGUAUGAACAGCAGGUCUCGACCUUACAGAGCAAUCUGGACGCCACAGUCACUGCACUGAAGGAACAGGAAAACAUUUGCUGUCGCUUGAAAGACCAAGUGAAACAACUGGAAAGGAAUCAAGAUGCCACCAACUUAGAAAAGACAGAGAUUAUUAGCAGGUUGACCAGAAGUCUUGAGGAAAGCCAGAAGCAGUGUGCCAACUUGCUGCAGUCAGGCUCAGUACAGGAGGUAUCUCAGCUCCGUCUGCAGCUGCUUCAAGCACAGAAGUCACUUGCUAUGAGUGAAAACAUGAACAAAACUUUGCAAGAAGAAGUAGCACAACUAAAAGAUGAAAUUUCUCUCUAUGAAUCUGCUGAAAAACUGGGAAUACUUCCGAGCGACUCAGAAGGAGAGCUAAAUGUGGAGCUUACUCAAUCAUAUGUGGAUUUGGGUAUUAAAAAAAACAACUGGAAAAAGUCUAAAGUAAAGAGCUCUGUGAAGCAGGAGCAUCCCAGUGAAGAGCUUUCCAAAGAUGAGGUCAUUCUGCAGCUGAAGGCUGAAGUGCGGCAUUUGCUGGGGAGCAACUCGGUGAAGCGUCACUUGGUGUCUCAGUUACAGAAUGAUCUCAAAGACUGUCAGAAGAAAAUUGAAGAUCUGCAAGGAGCGGAGAAGGAAGGAAAAAGCAUGGAGAUUGAGGCAAAAGCAAAAGCCUGUGAAAGAAACACUAAUCCAUUAUGUACUGACUCUUCUACCUGUGAUUUGAUGGUGAAGGAUGAUAUUCUGCGACUAAAAAAUGAAAUUCAAGUUUUACAACAACAAAUUCAGGAACUUAAAGAAACUGAAGAAAAACUGAAAAGUAAAAAUCAAGACUUAUGUAACCAAAUGAGACAAAUGGUACAAGAUUUUGACCAUGAUAAGCAGGAAGCUGUGGAGAGGUGUGAGAGGACUUACCAGCAACACCAUGAGGCCAUGAAAUCUCAAAUCCGGGAAAGCCUGUUAGCAAAGCAUACGUUGGAGAAGCAGCAACUCUUUGAGGUUUAUGAAGGGACUUGUUUGCAGCUUAGGUCUGACUUAGAUAAGUUGAACAAGGAGUUGACUGCUGUGCAGGAGUGUUACCUAGAAGUGUGCAGAGAGAAGAAUAUUCUCGAAUCAAGUAUCAGGAAGACCAUGGAAAAGGAGCAUCAUGCUCAGGAGGAGAAGAUGAAACAAGAACUUAUUCAACAACUUGAAAAAGAAUGGCAGUUCAAGCUGGAUCAAACCCUAAAGGCAGUGAAAAAGAAGACCUCAGAUUGUUGUAGUCAGACGGACCAAGUAACCACCACUGAUGUGAUUUCCAAGGAAGAGAUGGCGGCCGUAUUGGAAGAGCAGAAGCAGAAGAUCCAUCAGGACUUGGAGCAAGAGAAGGAAAGGGCCAUCAAGGGGGGUUUGGAGAAAUUGGAGACAGAAAUGGAGCUUAAAUAUUGUACAAAUAUUGCCAAGCAGGUCGAAGUAGCUGUGCAAAAUGCUCGUCAUCGCUGGCUGGAAGAACUGCCGGAUCUUGCUGAGUAUAAAGCACGAAUCAGGGUGGAACAGAAGAAGUGGGAAGAACAGCAGGAGAGUUCUGUAGCAAAAAGGAUGUUGUUGGCUAUUUCUGAAGCUAAAGAGAAGUGGAAAAGUGAACUUGAAAAUAUGAAGAAAAAUGUACUAUCUGGAAAGGAACUGGAAGAGAAGAUUGAGUCUCUACAGAGGGAACUUGAGUUAAAGAACAAGGAGACCCCAGUGGUUAUCAGAGCGGAGCUGGCGAAGGCCCGGAGUGAGUGGAACAAAGAAAAGCAAGAAGAAAUCCAAAAACUCCAAGAACAGAAUGAGCAAGAUUUCCGACAGUUUUUAGAUGAUCAUCGAAAUAAAAUAAAUGAAGUGCUUGCGGCAGCUAAAGAAGACUUCAUGAAACAAAAAACGGAGUUGCUUCUUCAGAAGGAGACAGAGUUACAAGCUUGUCUAGACCAGAGCCGUAGAGAAUGGGCUAUGCAGGAGGCCAGGCGGAUCCAGCUAGAAAUCUAUCAGUAUGAGGAGGACAUCCUCACUAUACUAGAUUUCCUCCUGAAGGAUACACAGAAGGAGUUUGACAGUGACUUGGAGAACAUGCAACUUUUGGAUCUUAUGUCAAAGUGCUCAUCAAAAUGGAUAUCUGCACAAUAUUUUGAAAAACUCAAGACCUGUGUGCAGCAAGCGUUUCAAGACAUGCUCGCCGCAAUAGAAAAUGCUAGCUCAGAAUGUGAAAAGACAAAUAAGAUCACUGGGGUCACUGACUCAGGAGACCCUGGAGUACUGGCAGGACAUCCUGCACCUACAUCUGAACACUGCGCUCAGCCCUUGGACUUGCAAGACACAAUCGUCGAACAUGAUAAGGUCCUUGAAAUUAAAGAUCCAUGCUGUGAACACUGCUUCCAAGAACUUGGAAAGGCAAAGCUGGAAUGUCAAGAUCUGAAAAGAAAACUGGAGAAAUGCUGUAGGCAUCUUCAGCACUUAGAAAGGAAACACAAAACUGUAGUGGAAAAAAUUGGAGAAGAGAAUGGUAAAUUUGUUGAAGAAUUAAUAGAAGAAAACAAUGGCAUGAAGAAUAAAUUGGAGGAACUGCAAGAACUUUGUCAUGUACCACCAAGGUCGCUAUCAGAGGGGGCUAUUGAAAACAGUUGUCAGCAAUACAGUGGGAAAGCCUUGGAGGAACUUCGUGGGCAGUACAUCAAAGCUGUAAAAAAAAUCAAACGUGAUAUGCUGCGUUAUAUUCAGGAGAGUAGGGAAAGAGCCGCGGAAAUGGUGAAGGCAGAGGUGUUGAGAGAGCGGCAAGAAACCUCCAGAAAGAUGCGUAAAUAUUAUUUGAUUUGCCUGCAACAGAUUCUGCAUGAUAAUGGAAAACAGGAAGGGGCUGAGAAAAAGAUCAUGAAUGCUGCUAGCAAACUGGUUACAAUGGCAAAACUGCUGGAAACGCCCACUUCUAAAACUGCUGAAAAUGCGGUGAGCAAGAGAGCCGAAUCAGGUAUGCCUUUGACUUCAGAGACGCUGAUUAGAAUCGAAAAAUCAAAAAGAAAUGUCUUGAGUCAGAAUAUCCCCUGUCACGUGGAAAGCAAAUCAAAUGGUACAAAAACUGUGCUCAGGAAUACAUGCGACCAGGCCCCUAAGAGGAGAGCUGCCUGUAACCUGGAAAAGCGGAUGGAGGGCAUACAGCAUGGGGACACCAAGCAAGUGGGUUCCAAAGGGUCACACACAGACUUCUGGUGUGCCUAUAGACACCUAGAUGGUUUGCCAAAGGAUGUUCUUCCUACUCUCUCUUGCGAAAGUGAAAAAGGUUUUGGAUUGCACCAGAAGAAAGACUUCGGCGACACUGGUUCAGAGUCACUUCUUGGUUCAGCCACAUGCUCCCUUCUCGGAUCUAGUAGAAGCAAACCCUUACCUAGAUAUACCCCUGGUCUUCCUGAGUCAGCUUGCACAAGUACAGCUUUUCCAGGUCCUAACGAAAGACUUGGGUUAAAAGUAUGUAAGCGUCUUCCAUUAUCAGUAGGUGGAAAUGCGACCCCUGAGGAAAAUCAAAGUGUGGGUGUUCAGGAAGCUCCAGUAAAGGACAGAGGAGACCUACGCGACUUUGUGGGCGAACCGUCCAGGCAUGCCACUCCACCCUGCAGUGUUCAGGAAGUGUCUUAUCUCUUCGGCCGGUCUCAAGAAACUCUGGAUCCACACGUUGAGUCUGUUCAUUCCAAACAGUUUUCAGCAGCCAGCAGUGUGUCAGUUACAGAGAAGAAUAUGAAUUGUCAAUCAAUGACAUGGCAGAGUGGCCGGACUCCGGACCUGGGAGAAGAACGCAUGUAUUCCCAGCCAGAGGAGACCGGCAGACUUGGGCACUUACCUCAUGACACUGAUCUGUUAGCAUCAGAUGUUAAGAAGCCAAUCUUUGCAGUACCACCCCCAGUGCACCGGCUGCCUCUGAGAAAAGCUGUGGUUCCUCUGCUGAGCCAACAAGACAGUGGCUUUGAUAGUCCAUUUGUUAAUGAAGACUAA